Molecule: messenger RNA, 2285 nt
Organism: Drosophila takahashii
Lineage: Eukaryota; Metazoa; Arthropoda; Insecta; Diptera; Drosophilidae
Gene: CtsF
Product: Cathepsin F
Cellular component (GO): lysosome
Molecular function (GO): cysteine-type endopeptidase activity
Source: RefSeq, a predicted model, not a curated record
UUCCACCUCUGGCACGCUGACAACAAAGACCCAGCAAACAGAAAGCGGCGUAUUUCGCCAGCGGAACGUGGAAACAUUCGACCUCCUCACCUGUGCGCGUGAUUUGUGCAAACGUCAUUGUGAACCGAACACAUCGAAAAUCGGCGAAUUUUUUGGAGGAGAUUUAAGAACCCCUCGGCCACACACACCCACAAACAUGAGGCUGUUAGCGGCAGCAACAGUUGCGCUGGUAUUGCUUUUGGGCCAAGCAGCUGGCGAGGAACUCGCGGAGGAGAGAGCGGGACAGGAACAGGGCGAUGCGGAGAGCACGGAAACUGCAGAAACGACCACGGAUCAGGCAGAGAGUGAGCCGCCGAUCAAGCUGGUCCACGUGUUGAAUCCUGGCGAGCGGGAGUAUCUGUCACCCAAUCUAAUUGGGGUUCAGAACAUAGCCAUGACCUUCCUGCCCCUGUCGAUGAACUUUGUGAAUAUCAUCGACGCCUUUCGGGAGAUCACGGCCGGAGUGCGCUAUGAGAUCCUGUUAAACGCGUUGGACACGAAGGCCAAGCAGCCGGCUGAGGCGGACACCAUCUGCCGGCUGGUCAUCCUGGAGAAGCCCUGGCUGCGCACCCAAUGGGGCGACAAACACCGCGAGCUGGUCACCUCCAAUUGCACCGACUCGGCGGAGAACUCGGUGUCCGGAGAUCCGGCGGAGAAGGCGCGGCUGCUCAACGAGAAAUACGUCUUUCGCAGCAGACGCAGCCUAAAUAAGAUCGUGGGUGAGCAUAAGCCUUACGACGAGGAGGCGGCAAAGGCCCAAUUGCAAGAGUCUCUUGACAAACUUACCGCUGGAGAAGGCCCACAUUACAAAAUCGGGAAAGUUUUCUCAGCUUCGCGGCAGGUGGAUUCCGGCGUUUUGACCCGCAUCGACGCGGAUCUAAUCGAUGGGUCGGACUCACAGCACCGCUGUAUCGUUGAGAUCUGGACGAAGGCCUGGGUGAGGAAGGACGGACACGAAAUCACCUUCAAGUGCCGCAACCAGCCCGUAGUUCAGGCCCGUCACAGCAGAUCCACGGAGUGGGCUGAGAAGAAGACGCACAAGAAGCACAGUCACCGCGCCCUGGACAAGGUGGAUCACUUGUUCCACAAAUUUCAGGUGCGAUUUGGCCGCCGCUACGUGAGCACUGCCGAACGGCAGAUGCGCCUGCGAAUCUUCCGCCAGAACCUGAAGACCAUCGAGGAGCUGAACGCCAACGAGAUGGGCAGUGCGAAGUACGGGAUCACGGAGUUUGCUGACAUGACCAGUUCGGAGUACAAGGAACGCACUGGACUGUGGCAGCGUGAUGAGGCGAAACCCACCGGCGGAUCUGCGGCUGCGGUACCGGCGUACUCCGGUGAGCUGCCCAAGGAGUUCGACUGGAGGCACAAGAACGCAGUCACACCGGUGAAGAAUCAGGCAUCGUGCGGCUCGUGCUGGGCUUUCAGUGUGACGGGCAACAUCGAAGGCCUGUAUGCCGUGAAAACCGGCGAUCUCAAGGAGUUCUCAGAGCAGGAGCUGCUCGACUGUGAUACCACGGACAGUGCCUGCAACGGAGGCCUCAUGGACAAUGCCUACAAAGCCAUCAAGGAUAUUGGCGGCUUGGAGUACGAGGAUGAGUAUCCCUACAAGGCCAAGAAGAAUCAGUGCCACUUCAACAAGACCCUGUCCCACGUUCAGGUUUCCGGUUUUGUGGAUUUACCCAAGGGCAACGAGACCGCCAUGCAGGAAUGGCUGCUCACCAAUGGACCCAUCUCGAUUGGCAUUAAUGCGAACGCUAUGCAGUUCUAUCGCGGCGGCGUUUCGCAUCCCUGGAAGGCUCUGUGCUCCAAGAAGAACCUCGACCACGGUGUGCUAAUUGUGGGCUAUGGCGUCUCCGACUACCCCAACUUCCACAAGACCCUGCCCUACUGGAUCGUGAAGAACUCGUGGGGUCCGCGCUGGGGAGAGCAGGGCUACUAUCGCGUUUAUCGCGGCGACAACACCUGCGGCGUCAGUGAGAUGGCCACUUCAGCUGUGCUCGCCUAGACUUGAUUUGAGUCCAUCUUAUAUACACCCAUACGACUAUAUCUAGGUUAAUAUUUCAGCCAGUAACUUUAUGUACAAUUCCGUUUCAAUGUUCUCCGACCGACGAUAUGAGGAAGUCGUCAAGUUUUAGAUCUUCGCAUAAACAGUAUAAUCAUUUUGGACAUCUGUAAUCUCACGAAAAGCCUGCAUCCACAUAUUCUGCUUUAAAUUGAAAUAACAAUAAAUUGUACAAGAAUUAAAA